This is a messenger RNA of Carya illinoinensis, 1471 nucleotides long. RefSeq names its product ribokinase. Gene Ontology annotation, biological process: D-ribose metabolic process. The record is from RefSeq and is a predicted model, not a curated record. NCBI's taxonomy places the organism in Eukaryota, Viridiplantae, Streptophyta, Magnoliopsida, Fagales, Juglandaceae. Bases 87 to 1244 code for a protein of 385 amino acids. Gene Ontology annotation, molecular function: ribokinase activity. The transcript has 4 exons.
ACCUCCACAGUACAAUAUCAAAAGUCAAAGCCAGAGUUCCAGUUUUACGAACGAUUUUCGCAGAGCAGAAUUGGUACGUGUGAGAGAUGAGAGGAACGACAAUUUCGCCAUCAAACCAUUGGCAUCUCCAUACGCAAAACAGUCCCAUAAAACAAAUAGACAGAACAAUCAACCUAAACCCACUUGUUCAAUUCAACAAGAAGCAAAACCCAUCAAAUGGAAGACACCCACUUCUGUCUUUUGCCAUAAAUCCCUCAAAGACACAGACCCCAAUUACCCCAAAUCCCGGCACAAGCCCACCACUUGUAGUUUUUGGAUCAGCCAAUGCAGAUAUCUAUCUGGAGAUUGAGAGGCUGCCGGAGGAGGGUGAGACCAUCUCGGCCAAGACCGGCCAGACACUUGCUGGAGGCAAGGGUGCCAACCAGGCUGCCUGUGGUGGCAAGCUCUCUUACCCAACCUAUUUUUUGGGCCAGGUGGGUGAGGACGCCCAUGGGAAGUUGAUCAUUGAGGCUCUGGAAAAUGGUGGGGUACGACUGGAUUAUCUUAAUACUGUGGCCGCCGCACCCACUGGGCAUGCUGUGGUGAUGCUCCAGUCUGAUGGGCAAAACUCGAUCAUCAUUGUUGGUGGUGCCAACAUGAACUGUUGGCCUGAGACUAUUUCUGAGGAGGCGUUGGAGGUGGUGAAGAAUGCUGGGAUUGUUUUGCUGCAGAGGGAGAUUCCAGAUUCGGUCAACAUUCAGGUUGCGAAGGCCGCAAGGAGUGCUGGGGUUCCAGUCAUCUUGGACGCUGGGGGAAUGGAUGCACCAUUCCCACAAGAAUUAUUAAAUUUCAUUGAUAUUUUAAGCCCAAAUGAAAGUGAACUUAGUCGUUUGACAGGAAGUCCAACUGAAAGUUUUGAGCUGAUUACUCAAGCUGUUGGUAAAUGCCAUAAAAUGGGGGUUAAGCAAGUCCUUGUAAAACUCGGGGCCAAAGGGUCUGCCCUUUUUGUAGAAGGUGAAGAACCGAUUAAACAACCUGCCAUAUCUGCUGCAAAGGUCAUUGAUACCACUGGAGCCGGAGAUACUUUUACUGCAGCUUUUGCUGUGGCUCUUGUAGAGGGCAAGUCCAAAAAGGAAUGCUUGGAAUUUGCUGCCGCAGCAGCUUCUCUCUGUGUUCAAGUGAAGGGAGCUAUUCCUAGCAUGCCUGAGAGGAAAUCAGUUUUGGAUCUUCUUCAUUCUCAGGUUACUGAUAUUCGUCAUAAGUGAAAAUUUAGAUGAACUUUUUUCUUCAGAACUGUCUUCCCUCCCUUUCCUGGGGCAGGUUCUCAUUCACUCGAUCGUACUAUCUUCUCAAGAUCUUUUCAGACUCAGUACUUUUCAAAACUUCCCCUCAGGAAAUAAAAUAUUUCUGGUUUAUUGUGUGGAUAUGUCUACAUUGUAUGCAAUUUGCUCAUUACUAACGUUUUCUCAUAUAUCUAGCCCCUUUUAAAUUA